AUGCAGCAAUACUCUCUCUCUAUUUGUAGACUUUCACUUUUUCUUCACAUGAGAAAGAGGGUAUCAAGACCCAUCGAUAUUUUCCUGUCACAUGACUGGCCUCGUGGUAUUUAUAACUAUGGUAACGUCAAAGAAUUAUUACGCAAAAAAUCAUUUUUCGCUGAGGAAAUAGAACAGAAUAAGCUAGGAAGUGAACCUAAUGAAGAAUUGUUACAUGUUUUAAAACCAGAUUAUUGGUUUGCUGCUCAUCUACAUGUUAAAUUUCCAGCUAUUGUACAACAUCAGACUAAUAAUGGUGAAGAAGAAAAAUUAACCAAGUUUUUAUCAUUAGAUAAGUGUCUUCCUCGACGCAAUUUCUUACAGGUUAUAGAUAUUCCCCAUGACAACAACAUUCCUCUCAAAUUACAACUAGAUCCAGAAUGGCUGUCAAUUAUUAAACAGACCAAUCAUCUAUUGAAUCUUGGCCCCGCCUCCUGUUUUAUGCCAGGCAUUGGCAGCAAUGAAAGGUAUGGUUUAAAUCAUGAUGUAUUAAUUGUUCAAGUUUAG
This is a messenger RNA of Lottia gigantea (owl limpet), 546 nucleotides long. RefSeq lists its product as hypothetical. The transcript has 4 exons. Gene Ontology annotation, molecular function: RNA lariat debranching enzyme activity. The record is from RefSeq and is a predicted model, not a curated record. Gene Ontology annotation, biological process: mRNA splicing, via spliceosome. The coding region runs from base 1 to 546 and encodes 181 amino acids. Gene Ontology annotation, cellular component: nucleus. Lineage: Eukaryota; Metazoa; Mollusca; Gastropoda; Lottiidae.